Molecule: messenger RNA, 2637 nt
Organism: Naegleria lovaniensis
Lineage: Eukaryota; Heterolobosea; Eutetramitea; Acrasida; Naegleriidae
Exons: 5
Coding region: 1-2637 (878 amino acids)
Biological process (GO): carbohydrate metabolic process
Molecular function (GO): hydrolase activity, hydrolyzing O-glycosyl compounds; carbohydrate binding
Source: RefSeq, a predicted model, not a curated record
AUGAACAAACGACAACACGGCCGUGAACCGAACAGAGCUGGUUCAAUGCUGGCUCUUGGCAUGUUGAGUCUAUGGAUGAUGAUGAUUGUUGUUGUCUCCGCUCAAUCAUCAGCACCAAAAUAUCAACUCAACAAUCUCGUUAGAACUAGUAACGGAUACAGCGGUUAUCUUCAUUUAGUACAGGGAUAUGGCCCUUAUGGAUCUGAUUAUUUGGAUCUAAAAUUCGAUCUCUACUUUGAGACAUCCUCAAGAAUUCACAUCAAAAUCACUGAUUUGCAACAACAAAGAUGGCAAGUUCCAAGUUGGAUCAUCAAAUCAAAAACUCCAAGUGUUGAACCAUCUCAAAAAGAUUAUACCGUGAAUUUGAAGACUUAUCCUUUCGGAUUUGAAGUUGUAAGAACAGCAACCAUGGAAACUCUGUUCAACACUAGUAACAUUCCAUUAGUGUUUGAAGACCAAUUCAUUUCAUUUGGUACAGUUUUUGAUGCUGUUCAAAAAGCCAAAGAUACUCAAGUGAACAUUUACGGAUUUGGUGAACGAGCUCGUCCUCUCAGAUACACUCCUGGAACAUACACCAUGUGGAAUUUAGAUAAUUUAAAUACUCCAAAUGAAAAUCUCUAUGGUACACAUCCAUUUUAUAUGCAAUACUUUUCAAACAGUGGACAUGCUCAUGGAGUAUUUUUAUUCAACUCCAAUGCACAAGAUGUUACCAUUACCAAUGAUAAUUUAGUUUGGAAAACGAUUGGUGGUGUUAUUGAUUUGUAUAUUUUCACAGGUCCAACUCCAGAUGAUGUCACAAAACAAUAUCAUGAAUUAAUUGGUCGUCCAUACAUGCCACCAUUCUGGUCAUUGGGUUGGCAUCAAUGUCGUUAUGGCUAUAAGAACAUUGAUGAAGUUAAAACUGUUUAUGACAAAUAUACUCAAUAUGGAAUUCCAUUAGAUACCAUGUGGAACGAUAUUGAUUAUAUGGAUGGUUAUAGAGAUUUCACAACCGAUCCACAAAGAUAUCCAAAGAAUCAAGUGAGACAGUUUGUGGAAACGUUGAAAUCUAAUAAUCAACAUUAUGUGGUCAUUGUUGAUCCAGGUAUCAAAUAUGAAAGCGGCUAUACACCUUAUGAUAUUGGAAAACAACUCAAUAUUUUCAUGAAGAAGAGCGAUGGAGUCAAUGAUAUUAUCAACACUGUAUGGCCUGGAUUGUGUGUAUUCCCCGACUUUACAAAUCCAAAGACACUUCCAUAUUGGGAAAGUUUGGUUGAAAAGUUCCAUUCGGAGAUUCCAGUUUCUGGUUUAUGGUUGGACAUGAAUGAAGUGAGCUGUUUCUGUAAUGGUACUUGUGAUCAAUCAAGAUCUAAUCAACCAUUCCAAAUGAGAGGACAACUUGCUCAAUUUAAUCCAAACAAUCCACCCUAUGUUCCAGGCGGAAGACAACUCGAUAUGAAAACACUCUCUAUGGAUGCCAUUCAACACAUUAGCAUUAAUUACAAUACGCACUCUCUGUAUGGCCUUUAUGAAGUCAAUGCCACUACAGCUAUUCUUCAAAAAGUCACUGGAAAUAAGAGACCAUUUAUUUUGACUAGAAGCUCAUAUCCUGGAUUAGGAGCUAUUUCUGCUAAAUGGUUGGGAGAUAAUGAAGCAACAUGGCAAUCAAUGAAAUCUUCUAUUAGCGGAAUGUUAGCCAUGCAAAUGUAUGGUGUUGCAUUAAUUGGAGCUGAUAUUUGUGGAUUUAUUGGUAACACUACAAAGGAACUGUGUGCUCGAUGGACUCAAUUAGGAGCUUAUUAUCCAUUCUCUAGAAAUCACAAUGAUAUUAAGGCAAUUCCACAAGAGCCUUAUGUCUUUGGUCAAGAAUUUAUUGACAUGACCAAGAGAAUUCUUGCUAAUCGUUAUUCACUCUUGAACUAUUACUACACUCAAUUCUAUCGUGUUCAUUCGAAUGGUGGAGGAGUUGUUAAACCAUUAUUCUAUGUAUUUGGUUCAUCAGAUUCGAAUCCAUUGUUGGCCUCCAUUGAUACUCAAUUCAUGGUUGGUGACCAUUUGAUGGUUGUACCCGUAUUGGAUGAAGGCGUAUUGAGCGUAAGAGCCUACAUUCCACAACAUAGAUCAGGCUGGUUUGAUUACUAUUCAGGAUCAUUGGUAUCAUUGAAGGGAGGAGAAUUCCAAAGAUUUGAUGCUCCUCUCUAUGGCUAUUCGAAUGCUUUGAUGGUUGGUGGCUCAAUUAUUCAACGUCAAACCCCAGGUCUCACUACUUUUGAGACAAGAAAGAAUCCAUUCCAGCUUUUGGUCGCUCUUUGUCAGCAUGAGUUCAAGGCUGGUGGUAUGGUCUAUCUCGACGACGGUGAAAGUGCAAACACAAUUGAGAAUGGCAUUUAUUCUUUGGUUGAAUUGCAAGCAAAUCCACUCUCUGCCAACACCAUUGUGCUCACCACUAAGGUCCUCCAACACAAUUACGCUCAAGCAUCUCUGUCCAAGCUCACUGCAGUUACUUUCUAUGGCUUCCCAAUGCAAAGCAGCCAAUGUAAGGCAACUGUGAACGGUCAAAACACGCAAAUUACCAGCAAUGGAGACAGGAGAACGGUCACCUUGAGCAGCAUUGUUCUCAACCUUGUAGAUAGCAACGUCAUUGUCGUGUCCUGUUAA